CCACCAUAAUCCCAAUAUCGAUGUUACUUUCAAAAGGGAAAAUCAAGUUUCAUGAGCUUCUCCUAUGGGAAUGCCUCUUGCUAUUCGGUGUUUCAGUGAGUUGCACCCCUCCCGCGGACCCUGUCAAAUGUUUGACCAAAUAUUCGAACUGCACCAUCACGAACUCUUACGGCACGUUCCCUGACCGAGCCGUUUGCCGAGCAGGGAACGUGGCUUACCCGUCGAACGAACAAGAGCUGAUUUCGGUCGUGUCGGCCACGACCGAAGCCAGAAGGAAAGUGAAAGUGGUGACACGCUUCUCUCACAGCAUUCCCAAGCUGGUCUGUCCCGACGGCCGAGAUGGGUUGCUUAUCAGCACCAAGUACCUUAACCGGGUAGUGGAAACCGACGUAGCGACAAUGACAAUGACAGUGGAGAGCGGUGUCACGUUGAGGCAACUGGUUAAUGAAGCCGCCAAGGCUGGCUUAGUAUUGCCUUAUGCACCGUAUUGGUGGGGACUCACCAUUGGUGGAAUUUUAGGUACGGCAGCUCAUGGGAGCUCGUUGUGGGGAAAAGGGAGCUCGGUUCAUGAUUAUGUGGUGGAGAUGAGAAUUGUGAGCCCUUCCGGAGCCGAUGAAGGGUAUGCUAAGGUCAGGGUGUUAAAUGAGAGGGACAAAGAUCUGGAUGCAGCUAAGGUUUCGCUCGGAGUCCUUGGGGUAAUUUCACAGGUGACUUUGAAACUUCAACCUCUUUUCAAACGAUCCAUUACUUACGUGACAAAGGAUGACAAAGAUUUAGGAGACGAAGCAGUGGCCUUCGGCCAGCUACAUGAAUUUGCAGACAUAUUUUGGUAUCCAAGCCAACGCAAGGCUGUCUACAGACUCGAUGAUCGGGUCUCGGGUAAUGCGUCCGGCAACGGUCUCUAUGAUUUCACGCCGUUUCGCUCCACUCCCUCGCUUGUUUUGGCACUCGCCAGAUCUAUGGAGGAAACUCAAGAAUUCUUUAGAGAUGCUGAUGGGAAGUGCCUGAAUGCAAAGGCAAUCAUAUCCACACUGCAAACGGCUGCUUAUGGAUUGACGAACAACGGUUUAAUUUUCACGGGCUAUCCCGUAAUUGGAUAUCACAACCGUCUCCAAUCAUCGGGAACGUGCCUGGACAGUCUCGAAAACUCACUGAUCACCGCAUGCGCUUGGGACCCAAGAAUCAAGGGCGAGUUCUUUCACCAAACCACAUUCUCUGUUAGCUUAUCAGUCGUAAAAGACUUCAUCGAAGACGUGCAGAAGCUAGUAGCAAUGGAACCCAAAUCGCUCUGCGGCCUAGAACUCUACAACGGCAUCUUGAUGCGUUACGUCAAGGCCUCCACCGCUUACCUAGGCAAACAAGAAGACGCAAUAGACUUCGACAUCACCUACUACAGGAAUAAAGACCCCAUGGCUCCUAGGCUUUACCAAGACAUCUUGGAAGAGAUCGAACAAAUGGCGUUGUUCAAAUACGGUGCGUUGCCGCACUGGGGAAAGAAUCGGAACUUGGCGUUCGACGGGGUGAUAAAGAAGUACAAAAAUAGCGGGGAAUUUUUGAAGGUUAAAAGUAAGUACGAUCCGUGGGGGCUGUUUUCCAGUGAGUGGACUGACCAAGUUCUUGGGCUGAGGAAUGGGGUCACGAUGUUGAAGGAAGGAUGUGCUUUGGAAGGGUUGUGUAUAUGCUCGCAAGAUGUUCACUGUGCUCCGGCCAAAGGUUAUUUGUGUCGACCUGGAAAAGUUUUUCAACAUGCAAGAGUGUGUACUCGUGUAAAUAGUAAGCAUUAGGGCUUAA
Messenger RNA from Hibiscus syriacus, 1791 nucleotides. RefSeq names its product probable L-gulonolactone oxidase 6. The transcript is spliced from 4 exons. Gene Ontology annotation, cellular component: membrane. Gene Ontology annotation, molecular function: FAD binding; D-arabinono-1,4-lactone oxidase activity. The record is from RefSeq and is a predicted model, not a curated record. The coding region runs from base 21 to 1784 and encodes 587 amino acids. Lineage: Eukaryota; Viridiplantae; Streptophyta; Magnoliopsida; Malvales; Malvaceae.